UUGAAUCAAAGUAGUUUCAUAAUUUUAGAGCGAAGAGAAGAUCGUUUGGAGAGAAUUCGUGAUGGAGAAGAGAGUUCCGAUGAUGACUUGUUCGAGGAGGACAUUGAGGUAAAAGAUGAGGAGCGCUGGACUGUAUACGAGCGGCAGCUGAUUGAGCGCAUGCGAAGGCUGCGUAUCCAGAUAGAUCCUGAACGAUUGGCUAAUAUGGUUAGCGAGAUGAUUGCGAGAAUUCACAUUCACACCACUCAAUCAAGCCGCGAAAGAAUGCCCAGCCCGCCUCGAAGUACAGCUGAGGAAACUGCAGAAACCAUCGAUUUACCGUGGUGCACAGGUGAUGAAGGAGGUGAUGAUGAAGUUCUCGAAGAGAUUGUGCCUGCAGAUAACGAGAAACCUAAAAUCCCCAUUGGUCAAAAUGUUUAUGUAUACGACUGGUCCGAGACGCUGUUUCCAGAUGAAGAAGCUGCGAUCAUUGGAGAGAAGCGCCCUUUGAAUUUAGCUGAGGAGAUUGGUAAGGUUUCGAACACUGUUUUAUUCUGA
Cooperia oncophora is the source of this 537-nucleotide messenger RNA. The record is from the annotation of a GenBank genome assembly. NCBI's taxonomy places the organism in Eukaryota, Metazoa, Nematoda, Chromadorea, Rhabditida, Trichostrongylidae.